GCGUCUCUGCCACGUAGAGGACCAGCUGCACGCUUUUAUGCUGCUGCAUGUUUGCUAGAAACUUUUUAGCUGUUCAUUCGUCCUGCUGUUUCCUCUGAAAGUUGACGGUGUCAGCAUGCUGCUGGUUGUGCUGAGCUGGCUCUGCGCCUUCGUGCUGGUGUCUGUCAGCAGCGGGGGAAAGCUGCCUGAAGCUGAGGUGACCAUAGAAGUUCUGCACAGACCCUUCCUCUGUCACCGAAAGUCUAAGUAUGGAGACAUUCUGCUGGUGCAUCAUGAAGGAUACUUUGAGAAUGGGACCAUGUUUUUCUCCAGUCGAGUUGAGGGUGACAAGCAGCCAAUCUGGUUCACUCUGGGCAUCAGAGAAGCAAUCAAAGGCUGGGAUAAAGGCCUGCAAAACAUGUGCUCUGGAGAGAAGAGAAAACUUGUCAUACCUCCAGCACUGGCCUACGGGAAGGAAGGAAAAGGUAAGAUUCCACCUGAAAGCACACUUACCUUUGUCAUCGAGGUACUAGAGAUCAGAAAUGGACCCAGGUCACAUGAGUCCUUCCAGGAAAUGGACCUCAAUGAUGACUGGAAGCUCUCCAAGCAUGAGGUGAAAGAGUAUCUGAGGAAGGAGUUUGAGCGUCACGGCUACCCUCCCAAUGACACUCUACAUGAGAACAUGGUGGAGGAUAUCUUUGCCAAAGAGGAUGAGAACAAGGACGGUUUUAUAUCAUCCAGAGAGUUCACUUACAAACACGAUGAACUGUAAAGUCCCACAAAGCGCUCGCUUGUGCUUCAUGGCGGAAACACUUGUCAGAGACUCUUUGAGGUUAUUUUUUGACUGUUUCUGCUUUGUGUGGAACUGUAAACCAUCCUGUGUGAAGCUGUGUGUGGUUUAAGUGUAGAGCUAAGGAGUUGAAGCAGAUUGUUUUAUUUUUUUGUUUCCUUAUAAAACGCUGCUUUGGGACCAUUGUCAAUAAAGUUUUCCUAACUUUAAACCCUUAAAACACUGCAGCACAUUUUGCAUUAAAG
Molecule: messenger RNA, 1014 nt
Organism: Archocentrus centrarchus (flier cichlid)
Lineage: Eukaryota; Metazoa; Chordata; Actinopteri; Cichliformes; Cichlidae
Product: peptidyl-prolyl cis-trans isomerase FKBP14-like
Exons: 4
Coding region: 116-751 (211 amino acids)
Molecular function (GO): calcium ion binding; peptidyl-prolyl cis-trans isomerase activity
Source: RefSeq, a predicted model, not a curated record